This is a messenger RNA of Acaromyces ingoldii, 1005 nucleotides long. RefSeq lists its product as hypothetical. The transcript has 3 exons. NCBI's taxonomy places the organism in Eukaryota, Fungi, Basidiomycota, Exobasidiomycetes, Exobasidiales, Cryptobasidiaceae. The coding region runs from base 203 to 850 and encodes 215 amino acids. The record is from RefSeq and is a predicted model, not a curated record.
GGAGAAUUCAGCGCGGUGCCACACCACCGCCGUCGUGAGCAAAGGCAUUUUCCGAGGAUUUUCGCGCUAGCGGAGUCGCUCUGCACUGCCCGCUACGCAAUCGCUGCGAGAAGGUGACUCGGGUUGCGCAUUAAGGAAGACAUCAAGCAGCUUAUAAGGUUGGACGAUCCCGACACAAGCCUCACGAGCAAGCACUUGCGCCAUGCCGUCUUCGCUGCCCUACGUUCCCAGUAUCAAGCCCUCCUACGCGCAGCAUCGCAACAGGCUGGAACUGGAAGCAAAGGUGAAGGGCAUGUCGUGCGCGAACCUCGACAUCGUUGUGAAAGAUGUCGGGACAAACAGCCCCCUAUUCCAAGCAAAGGGCAAGUACGUCUUCUUUGCCAAUGGAGUGGACGUAAAAGCAGCGCACGGCGCGCUUCUCUACCGCGUACGGCAGAGGAGACUAUCGCGCCGCAAGGUGUACAAAGUCACCGACGGUGAAGUUCCAAAGGACGGGGCAUCUGUGCUCAUGCAGGCACAAGCCCGCCGCGCGUUGAGCGACUGGACAGACCUCGCCAUCCACUGCACAUCUUCUUCCGACAACGGUGGACAGCCACGUCCUUCGAUGCUGAAGAUUCGCACCUCACAUGAUACGAUCGAGGUCCUAACAGACAACGGCCUCGUUUUAGGGCAGAUCAUAAGAAGCAAAUCUGCCUUGAUCAGACUCAGCUCCGCUCAGUCGUACCGCAUGCUGAUCUCGCCUGGCGUGGAUGCCUCACUCGUCGUUUUAGUAUUUGUAUGCAUGCACAUGCAGCGCCUCGUCCGCAAGAGCACCAUGAGUACGGUGGCCGUCACCGCUGCCGCGGCCUGAAAUGCAUAUCGAGGUCUGCUGUGCCCUAAGUGGCUAGAGCAGAGCAGCCGGAGGGACUCUUCUUCUAGUCAUGUGUACAGCUACUGCCGUGGGUGUUUGUAUCUAAUCGAAGGGCAGCCAUGUCAACUCAGCAUUGUCGAGGCCAUCUCGUCCCG